GCCGCGACCAGAACGAUUUUGUGGGGCAGACAGUGGAGAUGGGCGACAUGAAGCUGCGAAUCAAGCGGGUGAUCGCAGAGGGUGGUUUUGCUUUUGUCUACGAAGCUCAAGAUCUUGGAAGUGGCAAAGAUUAUGCUUUAAAGCGAUUGUUGUCUAAUGAAGAAGAGAAGAAUAAAGCCAUCAUUCAGGAAGUUUGUUUUAUGAAAAAACUUUCAGGUCAUCCCAACAUUGUCCAGUUCUGCUCUGCUGCAUCCAUAGGAAAAGAAGAAUCGGACACAGGACAGGGAGAGUUUCUUCUGCUUACGGAGCUGUGUAAAGGACAGCUGGUGGAAUUCUUAAAGAAAGUAGAAUCCAAAGGACCUAUCUCCUGUGACACAGUUUUGAAGAUCUUUUAUCAGACCUGCAGAGCAGUACAGCAUAUGCAUAAACAGAAGCCUCCUAUUAUCCAUAGAGAUUUAAAGGUGGAAAACUUGCUUAUUAGUAACCAAGGGACCAUAAAACUUUGUGACUUCGGUAGUGCUACAACUGUAGCUUACUAUCCUGACUACAGCUGGUCUGCACAAAAGAGAGCAAUGGUUGAAGAAGAGAUCACAAGGAAUACAACGCCAAUGUACAGGACACCAGAAAUGAUAGACUUGUAUUCAAAUUUUCCAAUUGGUGAAAAACAAGACAUCUGGGCUCUGGGCUGUAUCCUGUACUUGCUGUGCUUUCGGCAACAUCCAUUUGAAGAUGGAGCUAAACUUCGCAUAGUCAAUGGGAAAUAUGUCAUCCCACAAAAUGACACCCGCUAUACCGUGUUUCAUGAUCUCAUUCGCUUCACUUUGAAGGUGAACCCAGAGGAGAGAUUGUCAAUCACUGAACUUGUGAAUCAACUGCAGGAGAUUGCAGCAGCUAGGAAUGUGAAUCCUAAAUCCCCCAUCACAGAGCUUCUGGAACAAAAUGGAGGCUAUGGAAACAAUGCUCAGCCUCGGACAUCUGUGACCUCUGUUUCACAGAGUUCCAAGCCUGCAGGACAGCUGAACAAUAUGUACAAUGCAGGCCUGACCGUUGCGGAAUGUGACCAGACUUAUGGAGGGUUCUUUGAUAUUCUGAGGGGUGGAACAGAGCGAUUUUUCACUAAUAUUAAGGAUACAUCUUCUAAAGUUAUCCAGUCUGUGGCCAAUUAUGCAAAAGGAGACUUGGAUAUAUCAUACAUCACUUCCAGAAUUGCUGUGAUGUCCUUUCCAGCUGAAGGUGUAGAAUCUGCCAUCAAAAAUAACAUAGAAGAUGUGCGAUUAUGUCUGGACUCUAAACAUCCUGGCCACUAUGCUGUGUACAAUCUCUCUCCAAGAACAUACAGGCCUUCAAGAUUCCAUAAUAGGGUUUCUGAAUGUGGCUGGCCAGCAAGACGAGCACCAAAUCUUCAGAAUCUUUAUAGCAUAUGCAAGAACAUGCAUUUAUGGCUGAAACAGGACCAGAAAAACGUUUGCAUUGUGCACUGCCUUGAUGGAAGAGCGGCAUCUGCUGUUGUAGUUUGUUCCUUUCUGUGUUUCUGUCGUCUCUUCACUACUGCUGAAGCUGCAGUUUAUAUGUUCAGUAUGAAACGCUGUCCUCCUGGCAUUUGGCCUUCUCAUAAAAGAUACAUUGAAUACAUGUGUGACAUGAUGGCUGAAGAACCCAUUAUUCCUCACAGCAAGCCCAUCCUUGUCAGAUCAAUCAUCAUGACUCCAGUUCCUCUUUUCAGUAAGCAGCGUAAUGGCUGCAGGCCUUUUUGUGAAGUUUAUGUGGGAGAUGAGAGAGUAACCACUACCUCCCAGGAGUAUGACAAAAUGAAGGAGUUUAAAAUUGAAGAUGGGAAAGCAGUAAUUCCACUAGGCAUAACAGUCCAGGGAGAUGUUCUCAUUGUAAUCUAUCAUGCCAGAUCAACGCUAGGAGGCCGCCUACAAGCCAAGAUGGCUUCUAUGAAGAUGUUUCAGAUUCAGUUCCACACAGGUUUUGUGCCCCGAAAUGCCACCACAGUGAAGUUUGCCAAGUAUGAUCUGGAUGCCUGUGACAUACAAGAAAAAUAUCCUGAUUUAUUUCAAGUCAAUCUGGAAGUAGAGGUGGAGCCAAGAGACAGACCUAGCUGUGAACAGCCACCGUGGGAUAACAUGAACAUAAAGGGACUGAAUCCCAAGAUCCUUUUCUCCACCCGAGAAGAACAACAAGAGAUUUUAUCAAAAUUUGGGAAACCAGAGCUGCCUCGACAACCAGGUUCAACUGCACAGUAUGAAGCAGAGGCAUCCCAGCUGGAGCAGUCUUCAGAAAGUGCACCGACUGAUACAGAGUCCCCACACAGCAGUAGUACUGAUGCGAAUAACUUCUUUCAUUCUCUGGACUGGAAAGGAAAAAAUCUGGAGAGUGGAAUAGAGGACAAAUCAUCUAAAAAUGAUCGUGUUCAACUAUCUGAUGACAGGGAGGAGAGUGAGCCUUCAGAUGAGGAAUUCCCUACAUUUCCAGGUGAAGAAAGUGCAGUAACUGUUGAUGAAAAAGACUCUAUUACUCCAGAAGGAGAGUUGCUUUUUGAAGCUCCAUCUACACUGUUACAAAAAUCUCUUCCUGAAGAGAAUGUAGAUUUACUGGGAUUAGACUCUGAUGUUUCACCAGAACAACAACCACCUGUCUCAGAAAUAAACUCUUCAUCAAGUAACGCGGACUUAUUGAACAAUCUGUUUGUGGGUAAUGCAUCACAGAUUUCGGAAGAGCCCACUGGAGAUCUUCUUGGACAAGGAACAGAUUUCUUUUUCAGUGGUCAGUGUCCAGCUGCUACUCAGGGUAUGUCUUCAGCAGCAGCCUUGUCCUCAGCUGAUCCUUUCGACCCAUUCACAAUGUCAUCAGGUUCAGAGACUCAAACUCUGUCUGGUACAGACCUCUUUGGGGACUUUCUUAAUCCAAGUUCAGCAUCUACAGCAACUACAGUUCCUUCCACACACGGUUCACUUCCGCCUUCUUCCAGCUCAGAUUUCUUAAAUUUAGGGAAUUUGACACCGGAGCCACCUAAAAUAUCAGCUUCUACAAGCCACCCAGAUCUCUUAAGUGGGUGGGAUUCUUGGGCAGAUUCCUCAGCAACCAGCAAUGUAGCGUCACCACAGCUGAAGCCUCUUUUUGAAGGUCAAGCUUUUACCACAGGGGGCCAGUCCAGUGUGUCUUCAGGUUUGUCUUCUAGCCAGGCUAAAUCUCAGAACUUUGAUCCUUUCGCUGAUCUUGCCAAUCUUGGAUCUGGUCUUCCAGGUUCUUCCAGUGGUGGACUCUCAAGUAGUGGCUUUGGUCAGAAGACUGCUCCAUCGCAGAAGCUGGGAAAUCAGUGGCAGAAAUCCACAAAACCACAAAGUACUUCAUGGCAGUCCCAGACUAAAUCCAGCACAGCAGCUAAACCCAAUUACACAGGAAACUUCAGUGUUAUUGGAGGGCGAGAAGAAAGAGGAGUCAGAAUCCCGAGCUUUGGUCAAAAGCCAAAAGUUUCAGAAAAUGACUUUGAGGAUCUUUUAUCUAAUCAAGGGUUUUCAGCUAAAUCUGAUAAAAAGGGACCAAAGACCAUUGCUGAGAUGAGAAAACAAGAAAUGUCUAAAGAUAUGGACCCCUUGAAACUCAAGAUCCUUGAAUGGAUUGAAGGAAAGGAGAGAAAUAUCAGAGCAUUAAUAUCCACUCUUCAUACCGUACUUUGGGAAGGGGAAAAUAAGUGGAAACCGGUCAGCAUUGCAGAUCUAGUAACUCCAGACCAAGUAAAGAAGUACUACAGGAAAGCAGUGCUUGUAGUUCAUCCAGAUAAGGCCACAGGACAACCUUACGAGCAGUAUGCCAAAAUGAUCUUCAUGGAAUUGAAUGAUGCAUGGUCAGAGUUUGAAAACCAGGGAUCAAAGUCCCUUUUCUAGAACUUGACCUUUUACAGAACUACUACUAAAAACUGGAGCUGAGCAUUGUUCUGACUUUAUUGCACCUAUCAUUUAUGAAGCAUUUUUCCAUGAAUUCAGCACAGUUUCAAUCAUGCACUUAAAUGUGGGGAUGUAUUUUGUAAGAUGUAGAGUACAAAGCAUUAUAUAGAUGCAUUAAGAAAACAGCUGCUCAGUACUUGAAAUCAUCACAAUCUGGGAGUAAAGAUUUCCUUUCAGUUUUAUAUGGUAAAAGACAAUUUUAAUGAAGCUCCAUGAUUUCUGGUAUACUAGUAUUAAUUAUAAAUCAUUCCAGUUUCAUUGAUCUUUGCUUUACCUCUGUCUUCCCCAAUUUGUCUGUUACUUUCAGUAGUUUUGUGAUUCAGUUUUGUUCUGGUGCCUGUUCCCUUAUUCAAAGUGCUUCAGUUAUCAGCAGUGAAUUUGCUUGGUUUAUCUGAAACCUGAAGAUGUACAUUUUCAUCUGUAUUUUAUGUCAUCAAUCUGAUAAUCAUUCUGUAAAUAAUGCUUUCUGACAAUGCCUGUGUUCCUUAAAAUAAAUUAACAGUUGUUUAGCCAAAAAGACCCAAAAUGUGGGAAAGUCAGCCAGGGUUGUUCUUGAUUUUUAAUUUUUAAGUAUCAUGAGUUUAGAAAAAAACCUGACUUUAAGGUCUGCAUGUUCCUGCUGUUUUGUUAUUUAUUAUGAACCUUUGGAAGGCAGUGCUCUGACCAGUGGUUAUUUUCCUAGUUCUUUAAGUCAUGUCUUUUGCUUCUGAUUUCAGUGGAACAUUCCUUCCAUUUGACUUAAUCUGGUAGAAAUAAUGGUAUUCUGAAACUUGAAGUGUAAGCACAAAACAUUUUUGAUUUGUCUGAGUAAAUACUACAUUACUCAUUAUCACCUGGAGAGCAUUUAAAGUGCUUGAACAUAUUUUGCUGCAUGUCUGAACUUCUGUAUUUUUUGAUAUGCAUGACAUCAGUGUAUGUGAAAACGUGGGGUGUAUCGGCAGACUGCUGCAUUUCUGCUCACCUGCCUUCCAUGUACUAGCUAGUGCAAGAUGAGUAGAGACACAACUUGAUAAGGAAACUUUACAUGUUUCCUCAUGCCUAUUCAGAAGGCAGUUUUUCACUAGUGCUGGGGUGAAUGAAUGCAAAUGACCAAUGACUGUUACACCCUGUGUAAUAACAAAGUACAAUUUUCAUAUCGUUUGAAAAUGUUGAAAAAUAGUGUUGUGGUAUUAAAGCUUUGUCAGCAGUAUCUUGAAACAGUACUGUUGGGCGUUUUAAGGGGAUAUUUUGAUCAUCUUGCCAUUUUAUACAUUUUGCAUGCUUAGCUGAGGGGAGCUGUACCAUUAUCAGAGGCAACUGUUCAGCUAAACAGCUCCUGAACACUGUGUUGGAUGAGAUUUUCCACUGCCAUGGCAGCCUGAGAAAUGAUGGGUUAGAGACUUGUGAACACAGGUUGCAAUUUAUAGUCUCUAAGCCCAGAUCGAACACAGUUACUUACUAACCUCUGAUAAAAGGGUUUGUGUGUAUAUUCAGAUAUAUAUUCAGCUACUGUGAUUCUUGUUUGUUUGUUGUUUUUUUUUUAAGAUGGAAGCCAGGAUCAGUUACGGAUCAGGAAAGUUAUGGUUAUAUAUUAUUCAUAGCUGCAGUUGUAUUUCAGUUACUGCUUUGAAGCAGUCUCAAAUCUCAGUAGAUUUUUUCAUAAAAACAGGUAACUUGCUGUCUGAUUUAGUCUAAGAGCUAAUCUUUGUCUCUUGGUAUCCAUUGAAAUCAUAGAAUAAACAGCUUCUGCUGGUAGGAUAGGUUUGUUGGAGACCUAAAUGGCUUUUUACAGUUCUAGGGCAAAUGAUAUCUAAUAAUAGGCUUAAAAAGGCACACACAGGUACAAAAUGACUGUGAUUGGCUGCACUCCUAUAUACAGCUGAGAGAUAAAGCAUUUCUGAGGGAGCUGCUUUUAGUAAGGAAGGGCCACUUUAAAAAACGAUAUUCCUUUCAGCACGUACUCUAAUUUCUUUCAGCACAUAGUAAUACUCAGUUUUGAGGGACACAUUUUUAAUUGUUCUUUUCUUGAAAUACAUCUAUAAAAUAAAACUAAAAUUGGGAGCAAAAUAUCUUCCUCUUUGUAUGGUAGCAUUUUCUGGGUUAUGUCUAUAUUUCUCUGUUUUUAUUUUUCUACUCUUGUUUGCAAAAUUUUCUUUAGUGGUGGAGAAGAACAUUAGGUGUGCUUUUAAUAGUGAGGGAAACGAGUGCAAUAGUUUUAUCUGGAACAGAAGAUCUCUUAAAAUUGAUUGCCCCUUUUUAAAAUUAUGGAAAAUCAUAACAUUUGGCUGUGGAUUUUUCCAAAGCUGAUUUGAUAGUGCAAUUUCAAUUAGGACAGGGCCCCUUGACUUAUUUUAUGGUUUAAUCGGCUCUGGUCCUCAGUGGGAGAGCUGGCUGAUUCCUGUAUCCUGCUCUUUUCUGUGUAGUUCAAUUUUGGUGCUAAGAAUCUGGGAGAAACUCAGUUUGGUAAACUCUCAAAUCCUGUUGAAUAAACUAUUUUGGUUGUGUUCUGGGUUUGUAUGUGUAACUGUCAUUUAGCUGUGCUGUGUACAAGAAUGUGCACUAUGGCCCUGUAAGCAAACUUCCAAUAUUCAAGUGAUGAAUAUGACCACAGUAAAAUGAAUUUUUGUGUUCUUUAAAAGAUAAAGCAACAGGACCACUAAAGGUGUUUCAUAGUGUAAGGCUUAUAUAUUAAAUUUUUUAGUUACAGGAAUCUGAGAAGAGGGAGGUUAAGGUAAAUUUUAUAUAAAUAUCAGUUGAGUCUUAGUGUUGCUUUUAAAGGAGAGGGUCAUUUGGAAGGAAAAGUCCAGAAGUUCUGUUUGAACUAAUCUUAAAACAGUAACAAAAAAAAUGGGGGGGAGGGGGGGUACCAAUCCUGUUUUUCAACCAUUCUCACGCUCUGUAUUUUGUUAACAGUUUAUCUGCUGUAUGGGAUAGACAGCACCCAAACUGCUAGACGCACAUUCCACUGUAUCUGUAUUCUUAAUGUACACAUUGAAAAUCUUUUAGAAUAGGCUACACUGAUUAAACUGACUUGAUUAGAUAUUGUGAAUUCUCUCUGAGCUUAAAAUAUGUUUUUUUCAUUCAUGCUUAUUAUUCAUUGCAUAGUUAGAUUUUGGAAUGUUGAAGUGAAAUCAUGCUGAAAGCUAGACUUAAUAUCUGCUUCUUCUGACUCUAAAGCUUGUGGUUGAGGUCAGUGUUGCCAGUAGGUUGAUGUUAUGUCUACCAGACUUCACAUGUGACACGUGUAGUUGUAUUGUGAAGUGUCUCCUUGACUCUUGCAGCAAAUCAAGGUGCCCUUUUGCCCCAUGUUUGUAGUUCCUUUGUCUGUUAAUGACAACUAAUACCACACCUUCUUUGCAGCCUACCAGGAUCUAGCUCUUAAAAGUGAGUAGCUUGACAUGAUUAUUGCAAAAGCAAAGAAAAACAUUGGAACAUAGAUUCAGGGAAGAGUAUAGAAAAACAUCCAGGCUCAAACCUACAUCUCAAAUGUUGCUUUCAAAUUCUGUCUUUGUUGACCUAUUCGUACUACUCCUCCUCUGCUAAAAGCAGGUCUAGACUAGGAGAAGAAAAAUGGUUUGUAUCUUGCUUUUCCAGCCCUAUUAGAAGUGCUACUGACUGGCUCCAGACAAGUGGCAGUACAAAGCAUGUGGCUUUUUUUUGUAGAAGUUACUAUAAAGCAGGUCUUACGAAAUGAUAGGACACGUUUCCACUAGUUGCUUAUGUUACACUGCUGUUAGAUCUGAAGAGUCAGGCUAUUUAACUUUUAAAAUAGCGAUGUGUGAAGAAUGUUAAGAGUGCGUGAGGCUAGAACCUGCCAAAUGGAGAAGCAGGAUCUGUUUUCACCAUACUGGAGAAAAUCAGUUGGUGUCUCUAACUUUAGGCAUGCCUGUUUGGUGUUUCCUAGUGCUGUCAGAUUUCCUUGAACUUAACAGCAGGGAAGAGAAAGAAAAUGAGCAGUUAAGCACUUUCAUUCAUAUUAAAUCAUUGGGUUAUGCUCAAUAUUGUAAGCGGGUAGUGAGUCCUAGACAUAGAGGCUGGGAGGAAAAGUUCCUCUGCAUUGUCACUGGGGUAAAGUUCAGGUACUUUGUUAGUCAAUGGUGACUUCCUUCAGCAAGUACAGAAUGCAGUGCUGAUGAAGUAGGUUUCCUUGAAACAGUGGCAAAGUCCUUGGCAUUGCACCUGUGAGUGUAACUAGUGCUCAUGAAAAAUGCCUUGUUUACCUCCCUUUUCUUGCUAAUUCUAGAAAGUUCCUCCAGUGGUGUCUCGCCAUGCGCAGAGUAACCGGUCCUUCCUGAAUGUGGGCUAGGUCUCAAAGCUGCAUGCACAGGAUUAAUAUUUUGCACAAACCAAAGCAGAGAUGAGCAUAACUGAGGUAUCGACUGCUUUUGGGACUGCUGGGUUAUGUGCGCCCUUGCACCCCCCAAGGCAGACUGCAGUUUUGCCAGCAGCAGUAGGUUUGCACAGUCACUGGCUACUGCAUUCUCUGCUGAUCACAGGAAUACUUCAGGGUAGCAUAAAUGUGGAAACUUUAGUCCUCCUUAGCUGUGUUCUUAAUUGCCUAACAAUUGCAGUGUAACAAAUGCUUUGUAAAUAAGUUCAAAUUAGUCCUGUACAGUUGCCUGUGCUUUUUGAGUCGGUUGACAUUUUCUUGACAAGAACUUGCAGGUGACUGGCCUGUGAAAGCUGGAGAAGGAAUGUAUUGUUUCCUUCCCCCUGGGUCUGACCCUGGUGCAGAGCAGCUCCAGCUACUGGCUGCCCGGUGGCGGGAGCGAAGGGUGACUCAGUUGGGCUGUGGUUCUCAUAUUGAUGAAUCUUGCAGUGCUUGCUUGCUCUCCGUUUGGGUGAGCUUCUUGUUGACUGCAGUUUAGACUGCGUUAAGCUUCCAACAUAUGCUCCAAAAAUACAAAAUCACUAAUUUUUAUGAAGGAUACGUGUUGUCAUGGAAGUUUUUUUUUUAUUACCAAAAGAGGAUUAAGAGGCAUUGUGAGAACUCCCAAAACUCUUUAGUGGAAUGUACUGUAUUUUUGCAAUGUAGACUUCUGGAAGUGAUUGUCAUCUCUGAUAAGGACUUAGAUUGCUGUGAUGUCCUUAUUACAUUUACCUGUAGUCGUGAUUGUACUUUCUAUACCUGUGAUUUUUCUGGUCUGGGGUGUGUGGAAGGACAUAACAGAUGUUAAAGUCCUACUUUUUGCCAUCAUUUAGGAAAGUCAAUGUACUGAGUAAUUUUGCUACUAAUGAAAUGGAAAUUAUACCUGUAUGUAUAUAAAGGUAAUACAGUCAAAUUAAGCCUUGUUUAAAAGUAGAUUUAUUGUUUGGCACAAUAUCCUUGAACAGAAUAUUUUGCUUUGAAAUGUAUUAUGACUUGACUUAACCAGUGAUCAAUUAAAACAACCAAAAUGA
Messenger RNA from Calidris pugnax (ruff), 9329 nucleotides. RefSeq names its product cyclin G associated kinase (gene GAK). The record is from RefSeq and is a predicted model, not a curated record. NCBI's taxonomy places the organism in Eukaryota, Metazoa, Chordata, Aves, Charadriiformes, Scolopacidae. The transcript has 28 exons. Gene Ontology annotation, molecular function: AP-2 adaptor complex binding; ATP binding; protein serine/threonine kinase activity. Gene Ontology annotation, cellular component: cytoplasm. Gene Ontology annotation, biological process: regulation of clathrin-dependent endocytosis; protein phosphorylation; positive regulation of Notch signaling pathway. The coding region runs from base 39 to 3890 and encodes 1283 amino acids.